Messenger RNA from Closterium sp. Naga37s-1, 4247 nucleotides. Lineage: Eukaryota; Viridiplantae; Streptophyta; Zygnematophyceae; Desmidiales; Closteriaceae. The record is from the annotation of a GenBank genome assembly.
CCGGAUUGUUCAUCAACUGCGGAGGCCCGAACGUGACAACCCUCUGGUUCGCGGACACCACAGCCAUCACUUGGACCUCCGAUGCCCCUCUCAUGACCCUCGGCGCGCCCUUCACUAUCACUCCUGCUGCUGCUGGCAACCGGAGCAACAGCAGCAGCAGCAGCUCAGCGCCCUUGGUGGGCAUACCGCCAUUGGCAGGAGUGCAGCGGAACGGGAGUAGUAGUGCUGCAGGGAAUGGUAUCAGUGGAAGGAGCAACAGCUCGAUUGUGAUCUCUGUUAUCAGCACUGCCAGCAACACUGCUGCCAACGGCACUGCAACCAUCAAUACCUCCACCACCAACGGCACUGCCACCAACGGCACUGCCACCAACGGCACUGCCACCAACGGCACUGCCACCAACGGCACUGCAAUUAACAGCCCCACAAGCAACAGCACCGCAACCACCAGCCCUCCCUCCGCCGCCUCUGCUCCAUCCCCCACACCUCCCAGCAUCCCUCUCCCUUCCUCCAAGAACAACACCACAGUCAACAAACCCACAGACACCAUCCCAAUCACCCUUCCCUCAACCGAAGCCAAAACCCUCCUCACCUUCUCGGACCCCUCUCUAGCCCUCAUGGCGCCCGUGUUCGAAUCCGCCAGGGCGUUCAACGCGCGGGACGGCCUCACUCUCUGGUACUCCCUGCCUGUGCCCGAACCUGCCUACUAUGUGGUGCGCCUGUACUUUGCAGAGCUCGUGAACCGUGUGCCAGGAGCAAGGCGGUUCAAUGUGAGCGUGGAGGGAACCGAGGUGCUGCCUGCGUUUGCCAUCGGGCAACGCUUCCCUACUGUGGAUCGCACCCGCGCAGCUGCUGCUGGGGCUGCUGGUGGUGGUUUCGGGCGGGGUUUCAGUGGUAUCAGUGCUGCCAAGGUUGUUUCGACGGUCACCAACAGUGACCUUGUUAGCAUAGCCAGCAGCAGCAGUACAGCUGCCGGAAAUGGCAACAACACCGGCGCCAAUACCGGCGGCAAUAUCAGCACCAGGAGUACCAACAAGCGCAGAAACAAUAGGAGCAUCAACAGCAGCGCCAACAGCACCAACAGCAGCGCCAACAGCAGCGCCAACAGCAGCACCAACAGCAGCGCCAACAGCACCAGCAGCAGCAGCAGCGCCAACAGCACCAGCAGCAGCGCCAACAGCACCAGCAGCAGCAGCAGCGCCAACAGCACCAGCAGCAGCAGCAGCGGCGGGGCUGUGGAGGGCGAUGUGGUUCGGGGGCAUGUGGUGGAGGUGUAUGUGCCGGUGACAGACGGCUCUGUGGACGUGUUCUUCACCUCGGGGGACAUCGGUGACCCCAUCAUCUCCGCCAUCUCUGUGCUCGAGUGCCCACGAGGAAUGUACAACCUCACAGCACCGAACAGCACCGCGGUGCUUGCCUCGCUCUACCACAUCGGGGCGGGACUGCCGCCCAACUCGUUCUUCCUGGACGCCAUUGGCCGCUCGUGGCUGCCUGACACGCCGUACCUUGCCGCCCCGUCGCCGGCCAACACAAUGGUCGUGGACAACGCUCCUGGGGGUUACACCUCACUUUUCUCAGUGGAGAACGCAGACAACCCCAACAUGCCGCCAGAUGCUGUAUUCACUAAAUGGCGGACGACAGUGAACGGGCACGAGACAGAGCCGCAGGCCAGGUUCAAGGCGCACACGCUGCAGUAUGUCUUCCCCGUGCCGCCCUCCACGCCCCUCGCUGUCUUCCUCGGCUUCCAAGACGGGCUAUUUGACUUCCAGGGGGCGCGCUUCCUGCAAGUGUUUGUGGACGGCCAACUGGCGUUGAAGCCCUUUGACGCCUUCGCUCCGUUCGCCACCUAUUUGGCCAAGGAGCUUUACGUCACCAGCAACACCUCAGGCUUCCUCACUAUCGAGAUUGCCAAUGCCAACUACACCGGCUUCACAUGGGACGCGUUUGUGAAUGCAGUGGAGGUGUUUCACGUGCUGCAGUGGGAGGAAGGGCGCGAGGCGGCUUUCAAGGCCACGCAGCAGGCGGCACAGCAGCAGGCAGACCCCACUGUCGUCGUGCAGUCCGUCUGGCGGGGUAUCCUGCUGGGAGUGGUGUCAGCAGCCAUGGUGUUGGCUGUCGCCCUGGCAGUGCUGUUAGGCAUGAGAUGGCUCAAUGCGCGCAGAGCAGCAGCAGCAGCGGCUGAAGCCGAACGGGAGAAGCUCCUGGGCGCCCGACCCCGCAGCCGCUUCAACCGCCGAGCCAACGCCACAGGCUCGGUGUCGUACCUGGGCAGCAGCUUCGGCGGAGGGAUGAACGGCAACAGCGGAGGGGGCAGUGGCAGCGGCGGGGCAGGGAGCAUGGCGGUAUCAGCGUUUGGAGCACACUGCUUCACGUGGGAGGAGAUGAGGGAGGCUACUAGCGACUUUGCACCUGCUAAUGUCAUCGGCAAGGGAGGGUUUGGACAGGUGUUCCGCGGGCAGUUGGAGAGCGGGCACAUGGUGGCGGUGAAGCGGCUGGACGUGGGGUCGGACCAGGGCGAGAAGGAGUUUGUCACCGAGGUCGAGCUGCUCACGCGCCUGCACCACCGCCACCUCGUCUCCCUCAUUGGCUUCUGUGAGGAGGACGACCAGCGCCUCAUGCUGGUGUAUGAAUACGUGCCCAAUGGCACACUAAGGCAUGCACUGCAUGAUGCUGACAAGGCUCGGGAAAUGACCUGGAACCUUCGCCUCAGGGUGGCCUUGGGAGCAGCCAGAGGAAUCGAGUACCUGCACCGAGGCGCCCUGCCACCUGUCAUCCACCGCGACAUCAAGACGACCAACAUACUGCUGGACUAUCAGAUGAACGCCAAGGUGGCGGACUUUGGGCUGUCCCGACUGGCACAGCAGGCUGUCAGUGGCACACACCUGGACCUCAUCAGCACCAACGUCAAGGGCACCAUGGGCUACCUGGAUCCCAACUACUACACGAAGCAGCAGCUGACGGAGAAGAGCGACGUGUACAGCUUCGGGGUCAUCCUGCUCGAGCUCAUCUCCGGCAAGGUCCCCAUCUGGAUGGAGCCCCGCGCGCCGCCUGUCCCCCCCGCUGCUGAUGCUGCUGCUGCUGCUGCUGCUGCUGCUGCUGCUGGUGGCGAUGGCGGCGAUGAUGCUUCUGGUGAAGCUGGGCCGUUAGAUGGUGGCGACGCUGCUGGUGGUGGUGCUGGUGGCGAUGGUGGUGGAGGAGGAGGAGCAGCAGCAGAGGAGAGGCAGCUGCAUGACAUGGACAGUGAUGAUGAUGAUGAGGAUGACGAUGAGGACCGGCUCAUGAACCUCGUGGAAUGGGCGUCCCCACGCAUAGAGGCGGGGAGGGUGGACGUGGUGGCAGCGAGGGAGCUACAGGAGGCGUCAGAGGCGGUGCUGCAGUCCAUGCAGGCCGUGGGGGAGCUGGCUCUCGCAUGCCUUGAGAUGCAGGCGCGCAACCGCCCCACCAUGUCGCAGGUCGUGCGCCAGCUCGAAGAAAUCCAGCUGGCACUCGCAGAAGAAGACGAAGAAUCCGCUCAGAUGCUGCCCCUCUCCACCGCCUCCCCCUCAGCAGCAGCAGCAGCCAACCUCGGGAACUCCCUCAUCGCAUCUGGCAUUCCCCCGCCGCUCCCUCUGCCCACUGUGGACGAGGAUGCGUCAGCAGACUUCUCCCACCCCAGUGCGGCCAGCAACAGCAAUGUGUCGGCAUCCAACCGUGCCUCGCCCCGCAUCUCCCCUCGUAGUCUGAGUAAUGGGGGUGACGGCACUGGUUCUGGUAGUUUCACCUCCCCACGUGGCCCCCACAAGCCAGAAGCGAGUGCUGGUGUUGGUGGUGGCGAUGCUGCUGCUGCUGCUGCUGGUGCGGGUGCUGGUUCUGGUGUUGCUGCGAUCAAGUCUCCUCGUACUCUCAUCACCUCGCCUCACUCCCCUGCCCCGCUCAAUCGAACCUCCUCCCUCCCCUCGCCUUCAUCAUCCCACCCCCACGCCCUCUCCCCCAAAUCGGCACUCUCUAUCUCGUCCAAGCCGGCAACCUGGGCCAAUCAGUGCUGGCCACGUGGCACAGGGAGCAGGCCUGGCAGCAGCAGCAGCAAGGGCAAGGAGAAGGGAGCUGGUGCUGCUGGGGAGAAUGGUGUGCAGGAGCAGGAGGGGGAGCGAAUGGAGGAAGUGGAGCUGGGGCAGGAGGGGGAGCAGGUGGAGAUUCAGAGCCCUAUAAUAGAGUCGGACCAGGCACCGCUCAAAUCGGCCACGUACCUCUCCAGUGGCCCCUUGCUGUAG